AUGGAAACUGUUUCCCCGGGCCAGAAAGAUGAGUCUCAGCUCAAUGUCACUCCGACACGCGACCGUGCCCGGUCCAGCACAGGUGGAGCCGAAGCGCAUUGCGGGGGAAGCUGUCGCUUGGAGGAGCCACCGCUGCCGCCGUCCCAGACAGUGCGCACUCUGCAUGAUGGGCUGGCUCCCACCCGGGACCGUUCGAGCUGGAAGAGACGCCCUGGGGUCGGGGCUGGGCUUCGGAACCUGGGGAACACAUGCUACGUGAACGCAGCCCUGCAGUGCUUGACUCACACCCCGCCCCUGGCCCGCUACCUGCUGUCCCGGCGGCACUCGGAGACCUGUCCGAGGCUGGCGCCCUGCGUCCUGUGUGCCAUGCAAGUGCACGUGGCGCGGGCCCUGCUGCGUCCUGCCGACGCGCUCCAGCCGCCUGAGGAGCUGCUCAGCGGCUUCCACAGACACCGGCAGGAAGACGCCCACGAGUAUCUCAUGUUCACCGUGAACGCCAUGCAGCAAGCCUGCCUGCGAGAGUGCGAGCAGCUGGCUGGGCCCUCCCCGGACGCCACCCUGAUCCGUCAGAUAUUUGGAGGGUACUGGAGAUCUCAGAUCAAGUGUCUCCACUGCCACAGCGUGUCUGACACCCUGGACCCGUACCUGGACAUCGCCCUGGACAUCCAGGGGGCUCAGAGUGUGACCCAAGCCUUGGAACUGCUGGUGACGCCCGAAAAGCUGGAUGGUGACAAUUCCUAUCAGUGCAGCGUUUGCCUCAAGAAGGUGCCUGCUUCCAAGACCUUGACUUUGCACACAGCCUCGAAGGUCCUUAUCCUGGCGUUGAAACGGUUCUCCGAUUUCACUGGCAGAAAGAUGGAGAAGGACGUGCACUAUCCCGAGCACCUGGAUGUGGGACCGUACCUGUCUCAGCUGAACACGGGGCCCCUUGUGUACGAGCUCUACGCCGUGCUGGUCCACACGGGGUGGACCUGUCACAAUGGCCAUUACUUCUGCUACGUCAAAGCUGCAGACAGCCAGUGGUUCACCAUGAAUGACACUAAAGUAACCGCCUGUGAUGCUUCUUCUGCCCUGUGCCAACGUGCGUAUGUCCUCUUUUACAUCCAGAAGAGUGAUUUGGAAAGAGACGGUGGGAGUGCGUCUAUAGGCCUUGGGACAGAGCCUAAGGUCCUGGGAUCAACCCAGCGGCGGCCUGGGAGUCACUCCAACAUCACAGGUCUUGAGUUGGAGGGCCCCACGCAAGACACGUCUGUCAAACACAUCUCCUUAGAGCAGUGGAAGCUGCUCCAGGAGCAAUCCCGACCAAUGCCGGCCUUCAACGUCAGGAAGGUCUCAGGCGCCCUGCCAGCCGACGCCAUUGUGAUUCACCCGUCCAAGUAUGGAGGGGGCGUGACCAAGCUUCCUCCGGGACAGGAAAACUGCCUGCUCAACAAGGCGCCUGCGGGGAAAGCCAAGGCUGGCAAGAGAAGGAAGAAGGGCCCGAGGGCCCUGCGUAUGUCCCUGUGA
Pteronotus mesoamericanus is the source of this 1506-nucleotide messenger RNA. RefSeq names its product ubiquitin carboxyl-terminal hydrolase 17-like protein 6. Gene Ontology annotation, molecular function: cysteine-type deubiquitinase activity. The transcript has a single exon. Gene Ontology annotation, biological process: protein deubiquitination; regulation of apoptotic process. Gene Ontology annotation, cellular component: cytosol; nucleus. Bases 1 to 1506 code for a protein of 501 amino acids. The record is from RefSeq and is a predicted model, not a curated record. NCBI's taxonomy places the organism in Eukaryota, Metazoa, Chordata, Mammalia, Chiroptera, Mormoopidae.